AUGGCGGCGGAGGAGGCUCUCUUCUCUUCCCUCCCGCGCCAGAUCGCUGUGGAACUUAAUUUACAGAAUGACUGCACAGUUCCAUUCCAUCAUCUAAUUAACUCGGGCAACUUCCUGCACGGCGGCGCGACAGGGUCGCUGCUUGACUUGGUGGGCUCUGCUGUCUUCUACACCACUGUGGCACAAACCAGGGGCUUGCCACUAGGGAUAAACGUCUCCUACCUGGAUGCGGCAUUUUCGAAUGUAGAGAUUGAUAUCGGAGCCAAGGUGCGCGCCGUAAAAGCAGUAGGAGUGGCUACUGCGGAACUGAAGAAAAAAUCUGGCAGAAUCAUCGCUCAGGCCCGCUAUUCCAAGUAUAUUGGUGCAUCUAGUAGACUGAAGGCGACCCUGCCAUGUAAGUUGUAA
Triticum aestivum (bread wheat) is the source of this 405-nucleotide messenger RNA. Its product is annotated as acyl-coenzyme A thioesterase 13-like. NCBI's taxonomy places the organism in Eukaryota, Viridiplantae, Streptophyta, Magnoliopsida, Poales, Poaceae. Gene Ontology annotation, molecular function: fatty acyl-CoA hydrolase activity. The record is from RefSeq and is a predicted model, not a curated record. The transcript is spliced from 4 exons. The coding region runs from base 1 to 405 and encodes 134 amino acids.